AUGGAAACUUUUUUCACAGAAGUAGACAGUAAGAGUGAUUAAUCUCAUUUGCGAGAAAUCAAUCAGUUACUCAUGCGACUAAAUUUAGAAUCACCGCGUACAUAGCUUGCCAUGAAAGAACUAAAUUUAACUAAAUAUGAUUGCUAACUUAAGUAAAAUAGUGCCCAAAUUAUCAUACAAGAACUUUGUCCAAUUUCUUACAUUAUCAUAAUGAAUCGAGAACCAUGUACUUAAACCAUUUACAAAAUCUUAAAGGUAGCCAAUAAUUCUAUGAUAUAUUUAGACAAUCUCUCGAAUUUAGUGAAUCGCAGAAGAGAAAUUAUUGGUCCAUCAAUAAAAAUCGCUCUGAGAACACCUAAAUAAUUUAAGCAAUAUAACUUUGUUAAGAAGGUUUUUGAUCAUGAUCUCAAAUAGCUAUAUCAAUCGGAACUCUAAAUAAAAGCAGCAUAACAAAAGAAUACUGAUAAAAUCUAUAGACAAGUGGAAGAGAAGUUAAAAUCCAUCUCUCAUAAAGCUAAGCAGCACAAUAACAAAGUUGAAAGAAAACUAUCUUUAUUAAGGGAGAGAAGAAAGCACGAACUUGAUGAUAGGCUAAGUAAAAGUCUGGAUUUUGAUUCAAAAUUUGAACCUAUCCAAAAGACCUUGUAAGAAUCAAAAAUGAAAUUCUAAAUAAUGAUGCAAUCUAAAACCCAAUAAACUUUGGAUUAUCAUAGAUAAAAAAAGAAGAAUAUUACAGACUAAGAGGAAUUACGAAGAACUAAAUUAUAAUAUUCAAUGGAAGCCUCACAGAGAAGCACUUUUAUUAGACAAGGCAUAGCAAGCUAAGACAGAAUACAAUAGGCUUAAUUGAUAGAGUUGGAUCAGUAAAAUAAGGUCAUUCAGAAAAUAGGUAAUUAAGUUGAAAAAACAAAUUAAAUGACUUAUAAGAACUAGUAGGACAUUCAAAAAACUCUAUAGAAAUUGAAAGAUGAAUAAGAUAGGAAGUUUAGUAAGGUGCAUAAAAAUCUAAACUCAAAAACAUAGAUGCAAUCUUUGAGGGAAAGCAUGAUUCAUUAAGAAAUACAAGAUAAAAUACUUUUCAGCAAUGCUAAGGCCAGAAAAAGGUUGGAUGAGAUUCAAUCAAAAAUUAAAUAAGUAGCACAGCAAAAGCAAUAGAAAUAGCAAGAUUUAUUGAAUAAAUAUAUAAUAAAAAUGGAAAGAAGGAACGACAGAAUUAUGGAAAAACAUGUUAAACUUAGAUAAAAUCUUAAAAAAGGUAGUAACUCUCAUAAUCUCACUUAAUAACAACAUUAGCUUGUAAUUGAGAAGGAUGAAUUAAACUCUGAUAUCACUAAAGUGUAAAGAUUGGUGGUCAGCAAGUCAACGAAAAAUAUAUAAGAAUUACUCAACAACUUAAGAUUCAAUUGA
Paramecium octaurelia is the source of this 1407-nucleotide messenger RNA. The record is from the annotation of a GenBank genome assembly. Lineage: Eukaryota; Ciliophora; Oligohymenophorea; Peniculida; Parameciidae.